Molecule: messenger RNA, 944 nt
Organism: Eurytemora carolleeae
Lineage: Eukaryota; Metazoa; Arthropoda; Copepoda; Calanoida; Temoridae
Product: homeobox protein PKNOX2
Exons: 8
Coding region: 46-633 (195 amino acids)
Source: RefSeq, a predicted model, not a curated record
CUUGGUUUAUGGAUUCCUGUCUCCAGUAGUUAGAAAUGUCCCAAUAUGAUGACAUCGGGGAAUGAUAGGAAACCGUCAAGGGUUGGGUUCGAACCAGGAACAAAACCGGUACCACUUCCUGAAGAACAGCUGCAUUACGAUACACAAACAACAACAACAACACAGGUUGAGAGAGGAGGAGGAGGAGGGGGACGGGUUGAAGAACCAAGAUCUAGACAUGAACAGGAUAAAAGGAAUAUUUACAAGCACCCGCUGUUUCCCCUGUUGGCGUUAUUGUUUGAAAAGUGCGAGCUAGCGACGCAAUCUCCAGACUGCCCUUCAAGCGAUUCAUUCAACCAGGAUAUUCAUACUUUUAUCUCUCACCACCAGAGGGACAAUAAACCUUUCUUUACUCAAGACGAGGAGGUCAAUGACCUGAUGAUCCGUGGUAUCCAGGUUCUCCGAAUCCAUCUGCUAGAACUAGAGAAGGUUCAAGAACUGUGUAAAGAUUUCUGUAACAGAUAUAUAACUUGUCUCAAGGGGAAGAUGCAGAGUGAAAACUUACUCAGAGGUUCUGUGACUGAGUCUGAAAAAGUUGAUACAGGUCAUCCGAUGUGUUAUAUUUUUCCAAUUGUUCCUUUCUUUCUGAGCUAAACGAUCUACUGGGACUACGGCCAAUCGACUUUGAUCUUGGUUUAAACAUUUUAGAAGGUAUCAUUCUUUACUCAGCCCCUAAAAUACCAAAAAUCAAAAAGUUUAAAUCUUCAACUAACAGUGUAUACACAACGUACAACAGGAUAUCUUAAAAAGAUGGCAUCCGCCGCUCCUUGUACUCUGUUAAUUUUGGACAAAAACUAAAGAUAAAAAUUAAGCUUAACAAGUCCCCUAAAAGACCAAAAAUCAAAAAGUUUAAAUCUUCAACUAACAGUGUAUACACAACGUACAACAGGAUAUCUUAAAAAGAU